This is a messenger RNA of Kwoniella botswanensis, 1686 nucleotides long. RefSeq lists its product as uncharacterized. Gene Ontology annotation, molecular function: histone H3T3 kinase activity. The transcript is spliced from 7 exons. Gene Ontology annotation, biological process: mitotic cell cycle; intracellular signal transduction. The record is from RefSeq and is a predicted model, not a curated record. Gene Ontology annotation, cellular component: cytoplasm; nucleus. Lineage: Eukaryota; Fungi; Basidiomycota; Tremellomycetes; Tremellales; Cryptococcaceae. The coding region runs from base 1 to 1686 and encodes 561 amino acids.
AUGUCAGGUUUAGGAGCACGGGUCACUACAUAUGGCAAGAAGAAGACUCAAAUCAUCUCAAUCCACAGCGACAUCUCCAAUCCCAUCGUACCAUCAUCUCCCUUACCCUCACACAUACAAGGCAAGACCAAACGACCAGUACUCCAAACAAAAUUAUCCAAUGAUAUCUCAAAUCUUCCAUCUACACCAUUGCCUCUUUCCAAGGUUAAAGCAAAAAGCAAAAUAAUCGAAGAUGAGAUACAGCCAAUAUCGGUACCUACAAGUCCUGAGAUCAUCUUCAAAGCUCAUAGAAGAGUGAACCGACCAGGCAAAGUCGUUAUACCCAGAUCACCCAUUUCAUCCCCCGCAUCAACAAUCAAACCAAAAACAAAAUCCAGAAAGAGUAUCCCAGAAGUAGUUAUACCUACUUCAAGGAAGGUUAAACCUUUAGGCGAAUUGACUAAACAAUUCAAAGAGGUAACUAUCGAAGACACACCAUUUUCUGCCGCUGAAGAUGUUUCGCCUAUUGAAGAUCCCCAGAUUGCGCUUGGCGACUUACUGUCAGCCUGCUCUUCAUCAACCAUCGGUCAAUUUACGAAUUUCCUGGAAGGAGGUCGAUUGCCAGAGUAUUGUAGUAUAAGAAAAGUAGGGGAAGCAUCGUAUUCUGAAGUAUUUGGACUGGUAGUAAAUGCAGAAGUGAGAUAUGUCUUGAAAGUGAUUCCAUUGCUUUCGUCAGCGGAAGUGAAUAAGACAGAUGGACCGAUGCCUGAUUGUACCAAGGUAGAAGAUGGAAAGAGGGAAAUUGAGGUGACUAAAAGGAUGAGUCAAGUUCCAGGUGGAGGAUUCGUAGAGUAUAUCGGAUCAUAUGUAGUUGAGGGUGUAUACCCCCAGCAACUACUGGAAGAAUGGGACGAAUAUAAGGGGACCGAAGGCUCAGCAAGUGUACGACCAUCCGCUUUCCCUUCCACGCAGAAAUACUGCCUCCUCCUUCUUUCCCACGCCGGCACAGAUCUUGAAACCUUCAAAUUCUCCCAAACACAAGGAUGGCUCCAAGCUGCUGGGGUGUUUUGGCAGAUAGUCUCGUCUCUUGCCAGAGCAGAGAGGUGGACAGAAUUUGAGCAUCGAGAUUUACAUGAAGGUCAGAUCCUUAUUCAUCCUUUCAAGCCGUCCCAAGAUGAUGAAGUAGAGGAUUACCUGGCCCCUUCUGCAAGUGGUGUGCAGACUACAAUGAUUGAUUUUGGCCUAUCACGCUUAAAGAUACCCGUUUCAAGUCAUUCGGAAUCGGUAUGGACGGAGAUACCGAAAGAAGUGUACGAAGGCAAAGGUGCUCAAUGGGAUUUGUAUAGGUUGAUGAGGGAUAAGGUCGAAAUUGAGAAAGGGAUUGAAGGGUGGAAGGGUUUCAACCCUAUCACAAAUGUUAUGUGGCUCCAUUACAUCCUCACCUACAUGUUCAACACCAAACUUCCCCGUCAACCUAGGCAGCCCAAUCGACGAUCUUCAAGAGCCAUGAAAACCUACGAAAGAGAAGAAAGGGCAAUGAGCAUCUUGCACCAAACCGAAAAAUUGUUAGGAUGGAGUAUCGAUAUUGAAAAGGAUAAGCGACGAAAGGGUUUGAGAGGUCAGGUGGAAUACGGGGAAGAAGAUAGGUUGAAUAGUGCGAUGGAUGUUCUGAAAUGGGGUGUGACAGAGGGUUGGGUCAAAGUUUAG